Messenger RNA from Sebastes umbrosus (honeycomb rockfish), 3673 nucleotides. It is a transcript of the gene safb, whose product is annotated as scaffold attachment factor B. The record is from RefSeq and is a predicted model, not a curated record. The coding region runs from base 159 to 2711 and encodes 850 amino acids. Gene Ontology annotation, biological process: regulation of transcription by RNA polymerase II; regulation of mRNA processing. The transcript is spliced from 21 exons. Lineage: Eukaryota; Metazoa; Chordata; Actinopteri; Perciformes; Sebastidae. Gene Ontology annotation, molecular function: RNA binding; sequence-specific DNA binding. Gene Ontology annotation, cellular component: nucleus.
GCGCGGUAACGUCGACUGAACUGGCUCAGCACCGGCCUCCAUUUUGCAGUAGAUUUGCAACCAGCUGGCUCCUUUCGUAGAGCAGCAUUCAGUAAACAAAGUGCAUUAUAUUCAGAUACUAUUUACAAGCUGACGGGAUACUUUCACGGACACAAACGAUGGCUGACCCAUCCGCAGAGGUUAAAGCUCCAGACAGCGCAGAGGUCCGCAGGCUGUCUGAGCUGAGAGUGAUCGACCUGAAGGCCGAGCUGAAGAAACGAAACCUGGACACCACCGGAGUGAAGAGCGUGCUGUCAGAGCGGCUGAAGAAGGCAAUCGACGAAGAGGGUGGAAAUCCUGAUGACAUAGUUGUCGCUUCGGAGUCAACCCCAAAGAAAUCUACUCCUAAACGGCCUUCCAAAGAUACAAGGCCAGAGAAUGAUGAACCAGAGGACAGCACUAUGGAGGAGGAGUCCCACUAUGGCAAUGAGGAGCCUCAGGAUGACCAGGAGAACAUGCAGGAAAUGGACAUCCUCGACAUGAACAUUCUGGACGAGACAGAGAACGACAACGGGAUACCAGCUGAGGAUGAUGAGGACGACGCUGCGAAUAUUCACACUGACGAAGACGCGCUGUUGAACGAAGAACAUGACGAGGACGCUCUGUUGGAUGAAGAACAUGACAACAAGACUUGCGAGUCAGAAGAUGAACCAAAAGCUCCAGAGAUGGACGAGUCUGAGGUAUCAGAUAAGACUGAAAAUAUGACGAGCUCAUCAAUCAAUACGGCUCAGGAUCCAGAUGCAGAUGACGUGAAAGAAGAAACAGAAAAUGACAAAGUAGCCGGGUCUUGUUUAUCUGAGCCACUUAACGAAGAUCACCACCAGAGCCACGAGACGAGCCCUGAAGAAGAGCAAGCCGCCGCCACCGCCGGAGGGGAAGACAAUGUGUCCGACACCGGCGACAAGUCCGACAAGGCCGCCGCCUCUGGAGACGUGGAGAGCGACCGGGAUGUUGUGGAGACCGACGCCAAAGAGGUUGGGGAUGCACCGAACGCCCCAGAAGAGACAUUAGACGCUGAAAACAUAAGCUCGCAGGCUGUUAGUGUAAGCGAACAGGGCGCUGUGGGUGAAACUGUUGAUUCAGAAUUGGGGUCUAAGAAGGGUGAGGAGGAUGAGAAGACAGAAGAGAAAGCUGCUGCGGAUUCAGCGUCCACAGUGAAAGAGUCCUCUUCUGUAGAGGGCGAUGAUCAGAAAAAGAGCUCUGAGGAGAAAGAUGGCAAGACUGAGUCAAAAGAUGAAAAGGCUGCUGGAAGUGCUGCAGCAAGCAGUAGCAAGAAUCUGUGGGUCAGUGGUCUCUCUUCCACUACUAGAGCAACUGAUCUGAAGACGCUCUUCAGCAAAUAUGGCAAGGUUGUUGGAGCCAAGGUGGUGACCAACGCCAAGAGCCCCGGGGCUCGCUGCUAUGGUUUUGUCACCAUGUCUUCCACAGAGGAGGCCACCAAGUGCAUCAGCCACCUUCACAGGACUGAGCUGCAUGGCAGGAUGAUCUCUGUGGAGCGGGCUAAAAAUGAGCCUGCAGGGAAAAAGCCAGCAGACAAGAAUGACCCCAAGAAGUCUGGCAAUGACCGGAGACACUCGUCUGACUCAAAAUCUGAUGGAAAGGAUGAGAAGUCUGAGGGAGAAGGGAAAGAUGGCAAAGGGCGAAAUGAGAGGACUGUAGUUAUGGACAAGUCCAAAGGAGAGCCCGUCAUCAGCGUCAAAACCAAAAGCAAAGAACGAAGCUCUAAGAGUCGGGACCGCAAGUCACCCAGUAAGGAGAAGAAAGAAAUCCUGUCGUUUGACCAGAUCAAGGAACAGAGAGAGAGGGAGAGACAGAGACAACGAGAGAGGGAGAUCAGAGAGGUGGAGAGACGCAGAUUCACCGACCGGGAACGUGGCGACCGGGACAACCGCCCGGACCGCGAGCGCGAGCGAAUCCGUCUGUUCCGAGAGAAAGAGGAGAGGAAACACUUGAUCCGGAAGAGAAACUUUCUCGAGGCUGAGAAGCAGCGCCUUGAUGCGGACCGUAUGGAGCGUCAGUUCCUGGAGCGGGAAAGGCUACGUAUAGAGUACGAGAGGCGGCGCGAGCAGGAGAGGAUCAUGAGGGAGCGCGAUGAGCUGCGACGGCAGCAGGAGCAGCUGCGUUGCGAACAGGACCGCCGCCCCGUUAAGAGGCCUUAUGACAUGGAUGGCAGGAAAGAUGACUGGCCUGAUAAGCGCAUGGCCCUUGAUGACCGUUACAGCCGUUCAGACUUCAACCGUCAGGAGCGUUAUCAGGACUUUGACCACAGAGAGGGCCGGGGCCGCUACCAAGACGACUUGAUGAUGGACAGGCGGGACAACACUCGUAGCGUUGCUGCAGACAGAGAUGGUCAGCACUUCUCAGACCGGUCAGACAGACAUGGCAGAGAGGGCCGAGACUCCUGGAGCGGAGGCUAUGACAAGCGUGUCAACUCCAGGGAAGGAGGUCGAGACUGGGACUCCAGCCGGAAGGUAGAUGGUGAGAGAACAUGGCAAGGUAGAGACGGUGCCAUCCCAGGCCAGAGCCACAUGGCACGUGGAGGAUUGGCAAGCAGCCGUGGAAGCUUCAUGAACACGGGAACGUCUCAGUCCCUGUCUGGAGCUCUGAACAGACAGAACCAGCUGAUGCAGGGCAGCGGGCUGCAGGGCGGAGCUUUUGGCCGACGCUACUGAUGUCUGUGUCUGAAGACAAUACUAGGAACGUUUCAGGAGGUCAUAUCAAGAAGGAUGUGAUGUGACCAUCUUGUUUUGUAAAUUUUUUAAAACCAGGAAUUCUUUUUUGACACAAUUCCAAUCCAUUUUUGACGGAGACGUUUAUUUUUCUGGUCGCUUCUCCCUUUUUGUUUUGUGUGAUGUAGUGAUCUCCUGCCUUGUAUUUAUCAUCCAGUCCAACCUCCACCUUGUUUGUAGAACACUACUGUCUGCUUGCCAAGAAUGUGUUGUAUAUGCAGGUCGGCCUGUGGCGGAGAGUCACGUCAGAGCUCCGUGUUGUGAUGCUUUCUAGACACCUGGGUCGAUGGACCUAACCUCACCAGUCUUCUCUCUGUAUCCCAGUUUGUGUCUGAAGCAUUGGGUGGAAGUUUUUCAUUCUCGAUAAAUGAGCCUUCGUUGCAAUUAAUUUGUUCAUAGAUUGCGGCUCCUUUUUUGACGUCAUUCUUUUUAAAACACAGAUGUUUGGUGAAGUUUUGCUGCUGAGUAACAUGUUUUUAAAGUAAACGUCACAUUCAGAUUAUCCAUGCUGGUUAGACUUCUUUUAAUACUUCAAUUUGUGCUUUUCUUUUGUGUUUCAUUAGUGUGCUUGUUGGAUAAAGGCAAUAAAUGCCCCAGGAGUGCGUCUGUGCUCACAAUCUAUUGAUUAAGAUCUGUUAUAAAAUCUAAAUCUAAAAUUUAAUGUAUGAUGUUUCAGCCUAUGUCUUCUGUAACUCAAAUGUGUUUUUUUGGGGAUUUUUUUUCAUAAAAGUGUUAUAUAAUUAGUUUAGUCCUUCUGUUUGGUUCAUUUUAAUGCCAUGUUCUGGUCAGUGUCACAAUAUCAGCUGCUGGUGUCUAAUGGAGCUCAGUUGUAAAAUUCACAGGGUGAAAUUGCCUCCAUCAAUAAAAGAUUUUUCAUCUUUUUGCAGUGGUGCUACGGAAACAAA